UGAUACUGUACAUACUUUAGUUCCUGGUGAAUAGCGAUACAAUGAAGGAUGGAACAUUGUCUGUUGCGUGUUCUAGAGUUCCAGACUUCCAAUUCCAGAAUGCUGUGUUCCAGAGGCAUGCUCCAGCAGUGGAGUCUAGCUGUGUUCCUGCUCUACUCUUCUGUCCCUCUCUAUGGGAGACCCAUCGAUGCUCUCACUAACAGAAUGAGGAGGUCAGUGAGCCACGCCCAGCUGAUGCACGAUAAGGGCCGUUCCCUGCAUGAGUUCAAGAGACGGCACUGGAUCCAGGAACUACUAGACCAAGUCCACACGUCCGACAGCGAGCGAGCCCCGGCUCCCCAGAGCAGGACCAGUGCUAAUGAGUGUCACAGCACCUUCAGCGGAAGCGCCCUGUCCCCCCCCAAACCCUCUGGAGGGACCAAGAACCUCCCCCUGAGCUUCCGGCUGGGAGGGGAGGGGAGCAACCUCCCCCAGGAGACCAACAAAUCUGUGGCCUACAAACACCAACCUCUGAAGGUGGUCACCAAGAGGAAAAAGAAAGUGAAGGGAGAGAGGGGGAAACGGAAGGAGAGCGAGAAGAGGAGGAGGAGGGCUCGCUCUGUAGUCACAAGUCUUACGACACAAAGAGAGGAGUUACAGAGGACACAAGACACAGUGUGACAAACAUACUUCAUGAUGUAGCCUUUGGGUGGCGCUGCACUAAGGACUCUGACUGACAAAGAUUCCAGCAUCACUGACUGAGACUCAGCCUAAUGUCUCAGACUCGAAACAACUGGUCUCUCCAUAC
Oncorhynchus masou masou (cherry salmon) is the source of this 787-nucleotide messenger RNA. Its product is annotated as parathyroid hormone-related protein-like. Gene Ontology annotation, cellular component: extracellular region. Lineage: Eukaryota; Metazoa; Chordata; Actinopteri; Salmoniformes; Salmonidae. Gene Ontology annotation, biological process: bone mineralization. The transcript has 2 exons. Bases 49 to 660 code for a protein of 203 amino acids. The record is from RefSeq and is a predicted model, not a curated record. Gene Ontology annotation, molecular function: hormone activity.